CUCGGAGCUGGUGUGAGCUCAUAGGAUGUGCGUAACCGUAGUAUGAUGCUAGAAGCUUGUGCGAAGGCUGGACGCCCACCACUAGUAACUGUGCCGACCAAGACUGCAUGUUCCUGAGCUCUCUCCAUCCCAUUACCUCAAUCUUCCGGCCCGGUAUAGAGAGGUUAUCGUGAAGCAUCUCACUCUACAGCUCACCACUGUUCCUCAACCCUAAUAUAAACCUACUACAUUUCCCAUGGUGCUACCACGGUCGUCGGCCCUCCGGGGCAGCAUCCGGUCGUUUACGCUCAGACGAGCCGGCACUCAAGCUCGAACAAACCUGCGUGCGAUCGGCCGUCGAGGCUACGCCAGCGAGCAUGGCACACAGAAAAGCAGUGAUCUCCCAUGGUUGAUCGGCUCCGUCGCCGUCACCGUUCCGGCGGCAUCAUGGCUGUUGAGUCAGGGACCGAAGACGUCUGACCACGGUCACCAUGAUGAAAGCCAUGCCACCGAAAAGCACGAGGAGGCACCCGCGGAAGAAAGCACCGAACAACCUACGGAAGAGUCUGAGGAGAAGACCGAAGAGAAGGGCGAAGAGUCCCAGGAAGACGCUGGCCAGGAGGGUGGCCAAACCAGUGAUGGGCGAUCAGAAACAAGCGAGGAAGAGACUACCAAGGGAUCAUUGCCCGAGGGUGAGAGCCGAGUUUCGGAGAAGCAAGGAGAUAAGGGCGCUCAAAAAGACGUGUCUGGCGCCAGCAACCCGUUUAUGGGUGCGGAUGAAGAAAGCAAGAAGCCUGAGGGAAUGGCUGCGACGGCCAAGAUUAAGGGCACAGUCGAUCCAUCACGGCCUACCGGCGCCAGCCAGAAGGGUGCGGACAAGUCCAAGGAACAAGGAGACGACGACACCUCCAACUAAAUUGCAAUCUUGCUGGUCUAGAAACACCAUCAACUCAGCACGGCAAUGCGAUGCAUGUCCAGAGGACAAUGGAAUGUUCUCCAUACUAGCUGUUGUUAAUGUACAUAAAGCAACCUCGAACAAACCGUCAGCAUCACACCACUUUCUGACCCCAGCCAAGUGUGCUGCACAGUAAUUUGGAAGCUAAUGGUCUGUACCUACUACUAGUCCCAACACAGAUACUGCUACGCCCUUCGCUUGACAGACUGUGACAUUGGCUACAAGGUCAGAAAAUGCAUGGAAUGGUGUAUUCCCUUGAAUGAUGCUUCCAUGAGAAACUUGCAGUGUGAACAUUCCUCCAAUUUUUACCCUUACCAGGGUCUCCAGUUCCGGUAUACACUUUAGCGAUGAAAGGUCCCUACCACUACUGGACUUCUCAGUAUUUAUCUUGAACUUGAAACCCUCCACCGGUGGCUUACUGGAUACUGGCCCGGCGCCUUGACGAAGUUAUACUUUUUUAUCAGUCUCCCGUCGCAUUCACUUAAAAGUACCACCUCUUCUUCAGUCAAGCCGUCUACGUGAUUCCAUGCAUUAACAGAAUGGACCCUCUCCAAGUGCCAGCACAACGCGCCCCAUCUUAUAGGUGAAAGCCACUGAGUCUGAGAAUCGGACCUUGAAGAGCUCAAUCAUCCGAAGGUAACUGGGUGAACUGUGAUUCGGCCCGAGCAUGAAACAACAUACAGAUGGUGAAAGCCGAAAACUUGCAGGCGGCCGUCAAGGCGACACUGACGCAGACCCAUACAAACAAUUCCAGUACCGUGACAGCCAUGAUAGAGGUAUAUAUCAACGUGCCAGCCACAUAGUAUAUGGCCCAAAAAAAGCUGGACGAUCCACCAUUCAUCUUCACCCUGGAUAGCGGAAACGAACUUUCCAGCGGGGCCACUGCCAGUGGUUUCCGAAAGCUGAAUGUUUUUUCGAACGUUAUAUCUUUCAGGAUAUUUCAGCCGAUAUCUCGUGCAAGCGACGUGGAAAGCCGCAGGGAAAAUGGCGACCAGAUAGAAAGUAACAACAAAUAUCGGGUACGGACAACCAAGAGCCGAUCGUUUCGAGUAUAUUUCGGUCAAUGCCGUAGCUGCUAUCGUAAGGAGCAUCAUGGCUGAGCACAAGCCGAUCAUGCUCCAAGGGUACUUGCGAACCCAGUCGAAGACAAAGAACGUCUUCCACCACUUGACGAUAUCGGUGUGUCUGGCGGGGUCCACGACCGUCG
Messenger RNA from Exophiala dermatitidis NIH/UT8656, 2141 nucleotides. RefSeq lists its product as uncharacterized. NCBI's taxonomy places the organism in Eukaryota, Fungi, Ascomycota, Eurotiomycetes, Chaetothyriales, Herpotrichiellaceae. The record is from RefSeq and is a predicted model, not a curated record. The transcript has 4 exons. The coding region runs from base 236 to 895 and encodes 219 amino acids.